AUGACCGAGAAUGCAACGACCAUCUACAGAUUCAGAAAGCAGCGAGGCGUCAACCUCGGUUCGUGGUUUGUACUAGAGAGGUGGAUUACCGAGUCACCCUUCCGCCAAGCCGCACCACCGGCGCAGAGUGACUACGACGUCGCUCGUGGUUCCUCGGCAAAACAGAUCCUCGAGCAACAUUGGGAUGCUUGGAUUACAUCUGAUGAUUGGAAAUGGAUGAACGAACGAGGCAUCAACAGCGUUCGUAUACCCAUUGGAUUUUACCAUCUCUGCGGUCUGGAUCAGGCUGUCCUGGAUGGAACAGAUUUCCAACCAUUCUGCGGUACUUUUGAGGGUGCUUGGCGACGCAUCGCUCAGGCGAUCUUUACUGCUCGUCAGCACGGUAUUGGGGUGCUCCUGGACCUGCAUGCGGCUCCGGGCAAGCAGAAUGGCGACGCCCACAGUGGACAGACCGGGUCCGUUCGCUUCUACGAGGAACACAACCUUUCUGCGACACUUCGAGCCCUCAGACUGCUUGUGUCCUAUGUGAAGGACAUACCGAACGUUGUUGGGGUUCAACUUGUUAACGAGCCGCAGAAUCAUGCCCGACUGCCGCCUUGGUACUCGUCAACCCUCGGUUCCCUGCGAUCCAUCACGCCCAAUCUGCCCCUGUAUAUCCAUGACGCCUGGGACACACAUCAAUAUGCCGAACUUGCUGGGAGCCGCAACUACUGGGUCAUUGUUGAUCACCACUUGUACCGCUGUUUUACUUCAGACGAUUCGCACAAGUCAGGGGACGAGCACGCCAAGAGCCUUCGAGAUCCGAAUCAGAUGACCUGGUUCUCUGAGGCAGCCAACAAAUGCCGCGGUAACCUCGUGGUCGCGGAGUUCUCCGCCGCCCUGAAUCCAGGAUCUUUGCACGGUGAUGUUGGAGAACAGGACCGAUUGCGCCGUGUUUUUACCCGUGCGCAACUUGACUUGUACGAGCGAAUCUGCGGAGGAUGGUGGUUCUGGACGCUUAAGAAAGAAGCGGGCUGGGAUGCGGGCUGGAACUUGAAGAAUGCGACGACUGCCGCCAUCAUGCCGGAGUUCUAUGGGAUGAAGCGAUUGGCCCAUGGCAUACAACGCGAUACCGACAAGAGGGACCGGGAGGCAGCUAAGGCACUCCAUGACCACACCAUUUACUGGUCUCGUCAUCCUGGUCAUUACGAAUAUUGGAGGUUCUCUGAUGGCUUCCGACAAGGCUGGGAUGAUGCAUAUACCUUCUUCACUUUCGGAGAAGGCCCAUCUAUUUCCGAAAUCGGAUUUGAAGUAGAAUGGAUCAAAAUGAGGCGUGAACAACACGCAGCGAAUAAGGGGCAAAGCAGUAACCUUUGGGAGUUUGAACAUGGCCUGGCGUAA
This is a messenger RNA of Dacryopinax primogenitus, 1380 nucleotides long. RefSeq names its product glycoside hydrolase. The transcript is spliced from 5 exons. Gene Ontology annotation, molecular function: glucan endo-1,6-beta-glucosidase activity. Gene Ontology annotation, cellular component: extracellular region; cell surface. Gene Ontology annotation, biological process: glucan catabolic process. The record is from RefSeq and is a predicted model, not a curated record. Lineage: Eukaryota; Fungi; Basidiomycota; Dacrymycetes; Dacrymycetales; Dacrymycetaceae. Bases 1 to 1380 code for a protein of 459 amino acids.